CCCCCGGAUCUAGUAUUCAGGGCGGACCAAAGGAGCGGACCCCGGCAGCUGCUGACACUCUAUAACCCCACAGGAACUGCGCUUCGCUUCCGAGUUCUGUGCACAGCACCUGCCAAAUACACGGUGUUUGACGCAGAAGGAUAUGUAAGACCUCAGUCCUGCAUUGACAUUGUGAUUCGCCACGUGGCCCCCAUUCCCAGUCAUUAUGAUGUCCAGGAUCGCUUCCGCAUUGAGCUGUCUGAGGAGGGCGCUGAGGGCCGAGUGGUGGGACGCAAGGACAUCACAUCAGUUCUGCGGGCUCCAGCAUACCCCCUUGAGCUUCAGGGACACCCUGAGCCAACACCCCAGCCAGGACCUCCUGCCUGGACAACACCACCUAUGGCCAGACACUUCCAGGAGAAUCCUCGUCAACAGCUGGCCACCAGCUCCUUCGUCCUCUUCUUGCUGACUGGCAUCAUCUCUGUGGCCUUCCUGCUGCUUCCACUCCAGGACACUCCUGGCAGCCAGCUGCCACAGGUCCUGCAUGUUUCCCUGGGACAGAAGUUGGUGGCAGCUUAUGUGUUAGGCCUCCUCACCAUGGUGUUCCUCCGGCCCUGAGUGCCCCGCUCAACCUCACACCAGCCUCUCCUCACCAGCAGGGACCCGAGGCAGCCACUGUGAUGCUCCUAACCUUGCCUCACCUGUCUUCUCCUCCUUCCUGCCCAACCCUUAAUGUCCCCUCAAAAUACCCAGGGAUUUGUAUUCAUUUUCCAAUUUGAAUAAAAUAAAUUUUUAAAAUUAAAGUGA
Molecule: messenger RNA, 786 nt
Organism: Octodon degus (degu)
Lineage: Eukaryota; Metazoa; Chordata; Mammalia; Rodentia; Octodontidae
Gene: Mospd3
Product: motile sperm domain containing 3
Exons: 5
Cellular component (GO): cytoplasm
Source: RefSeq, a predicted model, not a curated record